Molecule: messenger RNA, 460 nt
Organism: Darwinula stevensoni
Lineage: Eukaryota; Metazoa; Arthropoda; Ostracoda; Podocopida; Darwinulidae
Source: the annotation of a GenBank genome assembly
GAGCCGAUCCCGCUGGGCCUGGAGGAGCGGCGCGCCUACCUGAAGGCCCAGCGAGACAAGCUCAUCUCGAUGAAGAAGGCCGAGCGGGAGAAGCGGCUGGAGUCGGCCGUCAAGAAGCAUUCCAAUCGACCCAAAACGGCGAAAGCGGCAAAGUCGUCUUUCGGCGGAGGAAUGGGGAAACAGGAGGCCGAGGAGGAGGAUGCGACCCUCAGGGUCAGACGGGAGCUCGCGAAGAAGCUGAGGGAGGAACUCAAUUUAUAACCGGAAGCUUGAAAUUUGCACGAAUCUCGUUUUUCGUAAUGCUUUUUGCUGUACAUAGUCUGCAGGAAGUGGGUCGAUGGGAACGGGUUGAGGAAUUUCCUUUGGUCGAUUUUCGAGGCGAGAUAGAGGUGAUCACUCGAUUCCGUCCGUGUGUGUCGUGUUGGCUUUGAAUAAAAGAAGCUGCAUCGCCUCCGCAUCA